Lentinula edodes (shiitake mushroom) is the source of this 799-nucleotide messenger RNA. RefSeq names its product mitochondrial import inner membrane translocase subunit TIM22. Gene Ontology annotation, molecular function: transmembrane protein transporter activity. Bases 54 to 614 code for a protein of 186 amino acids. Gene Ontology annotation, biological process: protein insertion into mitochondrial inner membrane. The record is from RefSeq and is a predicted model, not a curated record. The transcript has 4 exons. Gene Ontology annotation, cellular component: TIM22 mitochondrial import inner membrane insertion complex. Lineage: Eukaryota; Fungi; Basidiomycota; Agaricomycetes; Agaricales; Omphalotaceae.
GUGAAAUUUUGGUCUGCAAAAUCUUCCAGGCUUUCGCUCACGCGUUCACGUUCAUGAACGGGCCAAAUUUCCCUGGCUUAGUGCCACUACAUAUACCUGGCAAAGAACCUCUUCCGCCUGGGGUUUCCGACGAAGAGCGCGAUGCAUACGAGCAAAUGAAGAAAACUGAAAGGUUCAUGACUAUGGCGUCGGAAACGUGUGCGUUCAAGACUGUACUGGCUGGUGGGGGAGGAUUGGCCAUUGGUGCCUUCUUCUCUCUAAUGUCAUCUUCAUUCGCCUACGAAGAUCCUCUUCUCCGUGAGCGGACCCAGGCUGGAAUGAAGACCCACCAAAAGGCGAGCGCGAUGUUCAAAGAGAUGGGCAGGGGGAUGUGGACAACUGGAAAGGGGUUUGGGAAAGUCGGAGCACUGUAUGCAGGUAUUGAAUGCAUAAUAGAAUCAUAUCGCGCAAAAAAUGAUAUUUACAACUCGGUAUCUGCCGGAUUCCUGGCUGGAGGUAUUCUCGCUCGAAAUUCUGGCCCAAGAGCUGUACUUGGUGGCGGACUGGCUUUCGCUGCCUUUUCUGCUGUAAUAGAUCUUGCUUUCAUACGGAGGGAGCCUGCAGAGGAGGAUUGAAUAUCUAGGUAUACUGUGACCACGAUAUCUGUAAUGUGUUAUUUGUGGUUUGAGAUCUCUGUCUACUAUCUACUCUAAAUUACUCGCAUCUUACUUCAAUUGUAUCAUAUCGCACAGAGAAAUCGCGAAUAAUACCCUAACUCACGAACAGUCAUAUCAUCCAACGUUGAAACUCAACAUAAAGG